AUGGCCGCCAAUGGGAUCUCUCCACCAUGCUUGACCGAAUUCAGUACACCCGAUUACUUGAAUCGAAGCACUAACAAUGGUUCGCUGGCUGCGCAGCAUUCUGCAGUCCCUGCAUUUUCCCUUCUGAAUGUUAAAAAUGACAUCGAGUUGAGCCAAUUGCGAGAAAAAGCCGCAGAUGUAUGCCAUGCCAAGCCCGAGGAUGUACAAGAUAUUUACCCUUGCACAGUGGUGCAGGAGAGUCUUUUUGCCCUCUCUGUGAAGAGCCCCCAUAUGUAUGUCGCCCGGUAUCUCUAUAAGCUUCCGCAAGAUAUCGACCUGGACCGGUUCUAUGCUGCUUUCCAAACGGCCAUUGAGGCCCAUACCAUCUUGCGCACCCGUGUGAUCCAGAUUGAGACUGGCGAAGCCCUGCAGGUAGUGAUCCGACAGGGGAUCGACUGCCCUUAUUGGGAGAAUCUGAGAGAUUACCUUGAUCAAGACCUCCAAAAGACCACUGAGCUCAGCGCGCCUCUUGUGCGGGCUGGCGUUGCGAAGCAUGAAGAUGGCGAUUACUAUUUCGUUUUUACCUUACAUCAUGCUACAUAUGAUGACUGGGCUCUUGCGUUAUUCAUGAAGCAUAUUGAGAGCGCGUAUCAUGAUAUCGCCCUUCCUUCUCAGCCCUUCUCGCGCUUUACCCAGUAUUGUCUCGAGUCAGGCUCAGAGAUAGCGAAGGAGUUCUGGCGAGAAGAGCUGACUGAGAAGAAGAUGGCACCUACAACCUUUCCUGUUCUGCCCUCGGACACUUAUAGUCCUGCUGCCACCAAGUCUUUGAUCCAAAAUACUGAUUUUGAGGUCCAACUUGAUUUUGAUCAUGCCUCGAGUGUCAUUGAAUUGGCCUGGGCUGUUAUGAUGGCUCAGUACACUGACUCCGACGAGGUUGUGUUUGGUGUGACAGACACCGGAAAACGUGCUCAAAUGCCAGAUAUGGCAUUGAUGAGUGGUCCAACAAUAGCGACAUUCCCCUUGCAAAUACGAGUCCAGUGGGGGCAGAGUAUCCGGGAGGCUCGAGAGAACCUUCAUAAUCGACGAACUCAGAUCGUUCCCUUUGAGCAGCUAGGCCUACACAAUAUCAGUCGACUAUCAGCGGAUGCAGCUGCAAUUUGUAGAUUCCAGAGUCUUCUUGUUUUGCAACCACCUCGACGCGAUGACUAUGAACUGUUCAAUGAAGUGACAAGUGAAUUCCAGCUUGAAAACCACGCCACAUUCGGCACCUACCCGAUAACCUUGGUUAUUGAACCUGGACCGACCUCCGUUAGUGUUCAGGCCGUGUACGACGAUAAGAUCGUCCCAGAGGCUCAGAUGCAACGGAUCCUGCAGCAACAUGCGCAUCUGAUGAAAUGGAUCAGCCAACAUCCAGACCUUUCUGUUCGGGAUAUCCCGGCCCUGUGCCCAGAGGAUCACAAGCAGCUCCAGCAAUGGAACCUUCAAUCUGCUCCUCAAGAAACCUUCUGUAUUCACGAUUUGAUUUCUCAACGCUGUUCGUCUCAGCCAGAAGCUCCAGCUGUAUGUGCCUGGGAUGGCGAGUUCUCAUACCGGGAGCUAGAUUCUAUUUCGACAACCUUUGCGGCCCACUUGCAACGAAAAGGACAUAUCCAGCCUGAUGUGAUAGUUCCCUUGUAUUUUGAAAAAUCUCGGUGGACUGCCAUUGCCAUUCUGGCCGUGAUCAAAGCCGGAGGGGCUUUUGUUCUGCUGGAUCCCUCGACUCCCUUCAAACGACUACAAGGCAUCUGCGAAGAUACCAAUGCUCCCUUUGUGAUUGCUCCACCAGGACUGGCCAGCAGGGCCGAAGAGCUUAUUGGAAAGGUUGUCAUGCUGGAUGACAAGGCAAUUGUCUAUAAUUUAGCGGAUUAUGCCCCCUCGCCUGUUCGGCCGAACAACAUUCUUUAUAUUGUCUUCACUUCCGGGUCCACGGGGAAGCCAAAGGGUGUCGUUAUCGAGCAUGGUGCCUUCUGUGCCAGUGCGCUGGCCUAUACCAGCACUGCUAAAAUGUCUCCGGAGACCAGGGCAUUGCAGUUUGCCUCAUACGCCUUCGACGUCAGUGUCACCGAUCAUCUGGCUACUCUUCUCGCGGGCGGAUGCAUUUGUAUUCCAUCCCCCGAGGAUCGGAUGAAUCGAAUUGCCGACAUUGUGUCCGAAUUUCAGAUCAACUAUGCAGAUUUCACGCCUUCUUUUCUUCGAUCCCUUUCUCCAGAGGAUUUCCCCACUCUUAAAACCAUCAUCCUUGGAGGAGAAGCAAUGUCGAGAACGGAUAUCGAAACUUGGUGUUCCCGUGUCCGCUUGCUCAAUAUCUACGGACCAGCAGAGUGCUGUGUCUUGUCAACAAUUCAACCAGACGUUGCUACCCAGCAAGAUCCCUUGGAUAUUGGCUCUGCCACUGGUGGUGUCUGCUGGAUUGUAGACAAAUCGGAUCAUACCAGAUUGGUGCCGAUCGGUGGUGUGGGUGAGCUGCUUGUUGGCGGUCCAAUUGUUGGUCGGGGGUAUCUGAAUGAUCCGGAGAAGACAGCCCAGGCCUUUGUCCCGCAACCUGCCUGGCUGGGAGAGGGAGAGGCCUCUGGUCGCGUAUACAAGACAGGCGAUCUUGUCCAGUAUACCUCCAGCGGAUCUAUACGUUUCUUGGGCAGGAAAGACAUGCAGGUGAAGCUGCGGGGACAACGAAUUGAACUGGGCGAAGUUGAAUAUUACCUCCGCCAGUGCUUCCCAUCUGCGUUGGAGAUUGUGGCGGAGGUCGUGAAGCCCCGAGUGCAAAACACCGCCAUUUUGACCGCAUUUGUUCUUAAGCCAUCAUCUCAAUUCCCCCAGGAAGAUCCUCUUAUGCUUCCGGAUGAGGUGUUCCAGGCCGAACAAGCACAGGCAGAGUUGCAACUACGAGAUCAGCUGCCCAGCUAUAUGAUCCCCUCUGUCUUCAUUCGCCUGUCACAGCUACCUCUGACCGCCACGGGCAAAACAAAUCGAAAGUUGCUGCGUGAACGCCUAUCGGAUCUUUCUCCUGCUGAAUUCGAGCAGUAUACGUCUCUAGGAACCGAAAAACGCCGUCCGGCCAAUGAUCAGGAACACUUGGUUCAUAUGCUAGUUACGCGGCAAUUGGGACUCUCAUCAGAGUCAGUUGGCAUGCAGGAUUCUCUAUUUCGAAUUGGAGGAGAUUCAAUCACAGCGAUUAAACUGACCAGUAUUAUGGGAAGUCAUGGAUGGAAGCUUACUGUAGCUGACAUCUUUAGCAAUCCUAGACUCGAAGAUAUGGCGCGCGUGAUGAAGCAAAAGGCCAACACCUCACUUGAUUCAAUUCAGCCUUUCUCUCUUAUUGGUAAGGGAGUUUCAGUUGAUGGGCAGGUUGAGGCGGCCGGCACACAGGACAAAGUGCCCCCACCUAUCAAAGAGUCCCUGUCUGAGUUUGGCAUUACGUCUCUUGAUAAUGUUGAAGAUAUCUACCCUUCUCGUGGUUUCCAAGGAUUUAACCUGUCCAGAUAUGAUCGUGAGAUUGGAUACAAUCAUGUGUGUGUGAUCUUUGAAUUACAGCCAGUCGAUGAUUCCGAGCCAAUUGAUCCAGUUCGCGUCCAAAAGGCAUGGGGCCAAUUGGUGGCCCGCCAUCCUAUGAUGCGAACGGUUUAUGUUCCGGAUCUAUCCUCUCUCUGGGGCUAUGUUCUGGUGGUCCUUAAGCAGGCGGUGCCUAAUUUCGAGAUCAUUCAAUCGUCUGACUCUCAGGUCCUUGCUACGCUUCGACAGCAUGUAGCCAAAGAUUACCCGAGUGAUAAAAGUCUCCCGCAUCGUCUGACACUGACUCAGACUGAAUCUGGAAAAGUCUUUGCCUUGCUUGAAAUGCACCAUGGUUUCGUCGAUGGUUUGACGAUGCCCAUCAUUGAAGCAGACAUGAGAGCCUUGUACAGCGAGAGCCAGCUACCGGCAAUCCCCCUGUAUCGGGACUUCAUUGCAACAGCAUUACAGGGCUCAAAGUCCGUCAAUAGGAGUUACUGGACCGAGUAUCUGAAGGAUGCUCCCAAGUCUGUUUAUCUGCCUGAUUCCUCAAUGACUGGCUACCCUGGUAAAGCUCGAGAAAUUGAGAUUCCACUGGCUUCAUUAGAGUCUAUCAAAGACUUUGCUAGAUCUCAAUCAUCCACAACACCUACUCUCUUCCGAGCACUGUGGGCCGUUGUUCUCCGGAUACUUGUCAAUUCCCAGGACGUGACUUUUUACUACAUAUCCUCAGCUCGGUACUCAUCCGGAAUUGAGACAAAGAACAUGAUAGGAUCACACAUCGAGAUGCUCAUGGCCCGUUUGCGUGCAGCAGAACAUGUGUCUUUCGCAGAGAUGCUUAGCAUUGCCCAAGAAGACUACUCUCAAUCCAUGCCCCACCAAUUUGCAUCCAUCGACACGGUCGAGGAGCUCGGCCUAUGGAACCACUUCAACACUGUGUACAACUAUCGCCUUUGUACCAGCAAUAAUCAGUCGACGGAAAAUGAAAGCGCGUUUCAUUGGAAACAACAUGAGGUGAUAUCUGACUCGCCGUGUGAUCUCAAGUUCGCCAUCAAUGAAUUUGACGAUGCAAUGACUGGCACCCUUAGUUAUUGGGACCGGACAAUCACUCCGGAAAGCAUGGAAAGGGUCGGGCAUCUCGUAAAGCACUGUCUGUCGCUUGUUCUGGCAGACCCGAGCAUUACAAUCUCUCAGGUCGCUGCUGAGACGAAGGGGUGGGAUGUAGCCAAGUAG
This is a messenger RNA of Penicillium manginii, 4737 nucleotides long. RefSeq names its product non-ribosomal peptide synthetase. Gene Ontology annotation, biological process: secondary metabolite biosynthetic process; amino acid activation for nonribosomal peptide biosynthetic process. The transcript is spliced from 2 exons. Gene Ontology annotation, molecular function: catalytic activity; phosphopantetheine binding. Gene Ontology annotation, cellular component: cytoplasm. The coding region runs from base 1 to 4737 and encodes 1578 amino acids. The record is from RefSeq and is a predicted model, not a curated record. Lineage: Eukaryota; Fungi; Ascomycota; Eurotiomycetes; Eurotiales; Aspergillaceae.